CGCAACUCUCCCUCGUCUCCCCGUAAAAAAAAAACUCACUCUCUCCGUCUCUCUUCCCCGAAGCCGUCAUGGCUUCCGCUGCCCCCUACCCUCCGGCCGCCGGCACCACCGUCACCAGAGCCAGCAACAGCAAGCCACCGACCGCCGGAUCACACGCCAACCUCCUCCCCGCUUCUCCCUCCUCCGCGUCCCGUCUUCACCUCCCCCGCCUGCCCCCGCCACCUCCCCUCUCGUGCAACAACCACGCCCCCGUCCCCGCCACCACCUCCACCGUCUCCAGGAACCCCACCGCCGCCACCCUCUACCCGUCCGAGGACUCCCUCUCCGCCAUGUCUCCGCGCGAGCAGACCGCCCUUCUCUCGCGGCAGCGUCACUGGCGCCGCGCCCACGACCUGUUCGACCGCGUGCGCGCGCUCCCAGGCUACGCGCCCAACCCUGUCCACUACAGCGUGCUCCUCCGCCACCUUGCCCGCGCGCGCCGGUGGUCCGAGCUCCGCCGCGUCUGGCUCAUGAUGUCCCGGGACGACGCCAUCCGGCCCUCCAAUCCAGCCUACGCCGCCCUCGCCGAUGCCCUCGCCAAGGCCGGUUCGGCACAGGAAUCCCUCCUGCUUCUCCUGCACAUGCGCGCACUGGGUGUUGCCCCCGACGAGAUAUCCAUGAACACCUUCGUCCGUAUCCUCAAGAACAGUGGCCGCUACACGGACGCGCUCGUCCUUUUCAAUAACUGGUGCAUUGGCAGGUUCGAUGUUGAAUUUCUUCAUCUUGGAUACAGAGCGGUUGAUUUGCACGGACCAAUGCAAUUCUUGAUAGACGACGUGUUUCAUGGUAAACUUGAUUCUGCUGGUGCAUUGGGCAUUCAGAAAGUUCCUAGGAAGCCAAAGCUUGUGGAAACCUAUAACACGAUGAUUGAUCUUUAUGGAAAGGCCGGGAGGCACAAGGAUGCGAUGGACAUGUUUGUGGACAUGCUGGCUUAUCAGGUUAUGCCAGACGUAUGCACGUUCAAUACAAUGAUCUACGGAUUUGGGUCACGUGGCAGCGUCAAGGAGGCAGAGGCGCUGCUAGCUAACAUGGUCGUCAGGGGGGUCACUCCAGAUAUUAGGACAUAUAAUGUGAUGAUGACGCUGUUUGCGUCAAUGGGGGAUGCGGAGGGAGUUUUGAAGUACUACCAUCAAAUUGGGAGGAUUGGGUUAUGUGCUGAUGCUGUGAGCUAUAGGAUUGUGCUACAGGUGCUAUGUGAGAGGAAGUUGGUGCGUGAAGCAGAAGAUGUGAUAGAAGGAAUUAUCAAGUCUGGCACUAGCAUCCAUGAACAGUCCAUACCAGUUGUCAUGAAGAUGUAUAUUGAUCAGGGAUUGCUUGAUAAGGCAAAUGCAUUCUUUGAAAUGCAUUGCAGAGGCAAGGAGGUCUCAUCCAAGAAUUUUGCUGCCAUCAUGGAUGCGUAUGCAGAUAGGUAUCUUUGGGAAGAAGCCGAGCAUAUUUUCCACUGUGAUAGAGGGAUUGGGGGCAAGAGGGAGAUAGUGGAAUAUAAUGUGAUGGUCAAGGCUUAUGGUUUGGCAGGAAAAUAUGAUAGAGUCAUUUCUCUACUUGAGAACAUGAAGGGCUCUGGCAUCUCACCAGAUGAGUGCACUUACAAUUCCUUAAUUCAGAUGUUUUCUGCCGGUGGAUUUCCACACAGAGCUAAGAAGCUCUUGCAUAAAAUGAAGGACACAGGAUUUAAACCGGUGUGUGAGACAUACUCUGCUGUUAUGAGAGCUUAUUCUCGCAAUUCCUUGGCAUCUGAAGCUAUAGAUCUGUACAGUGAAAUGAAGGCCUCAGGUGUCGAACCAAAUGUGGUUGUUUAUGGUUUGCUGAUUAAUAUGUUUGCGGAGACAGGACAAGUGGAGAAGGCACUGGAUUAUAGCAACUUGAUGGAAGAAUCUGGAAUCACUCCAAACCAUAUUGUCUUAACUUCGGUUAUCAAGGCCUACAACAAGAUCAAUUGCUGGAAGGAAGCGCAGGAUUUGUAUACAAGGAUGAGGAACAUGGAUGGUGGCCCUGAUAUCAUUGCCUCGAAUACCAUGCUAAACCUGUAUGCAAAACUUGGGAUGGUCAUUGAGGCUAAGGCAAUCUUUGACAAUUUGAGGAGAAAUAAUCAGGAAGAUGAUGUUUCAUACAUUAUCAUGAUGUUUCUCUACAAGAACAUGGGCUUGCUUAACGAGUCCAUUAAGAUUGCUCAUGAAUUAGAUAAUUCAGGCUUACUAUCUGACUGUGCUGCAUAUAAUGCUGUUAUGGCAUGUUAUGUGGCCAAGGGCAACUUGAGAGAAUGUGCAGAGCUGGUGCAAAAAAUGGUGGAAGAUAACAUCUUUCCAGAUGCGUCAACCUUUCAGAUGAUAUUUUCUGUGGUGAAUAAAAUUAAUAUUUCAUCAGAGGAAGUUUUGCAGUUAGAAUCAGCAUACAGUGAUGGCAGGAGUUCUGCCAAGCAUGCUAUACUUGCAUUCUUGUUUUCCAUGGCCGGCAUGCAUGCUGCUGCAUUAAAUGUCUGUGAGCAACUUUCAAAGCCUGAGUUGACAAUUGAUCCAUGUGCAUACAAUGUUGCCUUCAAGGUGUAUGCUUCCUGUGGAGAGGUGGAUAAAGCUUUCAGUUUGUUCAUGCGGAUGCAUGCUUUAGGGCUAAAACCGGACACUGUUACUUGCAUCGAUUUGUCAACUUGUUAUGGGAUAUCUGGAAUGUCAGAAGGCAUGAGAAGGAUAAGUGGUCUUCUUGCAUACAGAAACAGCGAGUUUAGUAAGUCUUUACAUAAAGCACUGGUUUCCUAUAGAGAAACUGGAAGCAAUGAUUUUGCUGCUCAGUUAGUCAACAAAUGAGAUGUUAAGAUAGUUCACCUCGUGUGACCUGGUAAGCUCACAAGGUGAUGAUGACUUAGUUGUGGACUUCCCAGGUCUAACUUUGUUGUGGUAAUGUAAUUGAUUAUUGGAGGUGACACAUAUUUGCUUCAAGAUAAAAAAAGAAGGGGAUCAGAAAUAUUAAUGAGAUUGAUGAUUGGAGUUAAGGGGCUGGACACGCCCAUGGCUGAUGGCUCCAUGCUAAGUGUGGACAACUGCCACAUGGAAACUGCAGUUCUGUGGAUGAAGUCAUUCUCAAGUUCAUCCGUGUGGUGACUGACGUCAUAGAGUCUCUUGUGAAGAGAGUGAUUGUGGUUGAGUCUGAAACUGCUAUCGAGAAAGGAAUGUGAGGAUUAGGUUGGAAGAGAUCAGGAGGAAGACCACACAGGUUGAGUCCAUGUCGGUGACAGUCGAGGAGAUGGAGAAAUUUGCAGUGGGUACAAAUGGUAUGCUGGAUGAAAUCUCAUAGGGUUGAAGAUAUGGUGCCGGAGACCACAUGACAGAGGCAGCGCACUGCUGAAAAUGAGCAGGAGCUUAAUCAUGUGAAGAAUGACUUUGACUCGCCCAGAACUUAUGCCAGCACACUCGUUAAUGUCAGAGAAAAUCUUCUUCCGCCGGAGAAGCAAUUUGAGACAAUGGAGAAGAUUUUUGACAGUGGUCAACAAGAUGCAGAUAGACUUGGGUAAGUCUAGAAGUCUGAUUUUCUGCUGGUCUGCCUUUGCACAGAAAGAAGCGGAGGUCCAGAAGGACUAACCAGCUCGAGACUGAGAAAGCACAGAAAGAAGUCGAGGUCCAGAAGGCGAUGGAGGAAAACUUGAGGCUACGUGCUAUGGUCGACAAGAAGGACGUCCACUCGUUCAGCUCCAGGUGAUGAGCGAGUGCAUGUUCAUGGAUUUGAACCAUCCAAACUGGUGGAAGACAGACACACCAGAUAAGAAACCUGCACUUGUCCAACUGAUGUCACUUACAGUUAUAUUGCCGCCGAAAAUACAUAUAUCCCUGGAUGUCCCGAAUAACAGAUGGUGAUGCAAUGUUUUGGGGUCUGUGAUUCGUGUCGCGAAACUAAAUCGUGAAGUGUUGUUAUCUUAGACGUGGUGUGUCGUAAUCGCAACCCUGACAAGGCAGUUGUUGUAUCUUGAGCGAGUGCAAAGGCUGGACGCAUUUGUCCGGUUGGUUUCUUAAGUCCAUAAGAGACGACGCAGCA
Triticum urartu is the source of this 4062-nucleotide messenger RNA. RefSeq names its product Pentatricopeptide repeat (PPR) superfamily protein. Lineage: Eukaryota; Viridiplantae; Streptophyta; Magnoliopsida; Poales; Poaceae. The record is from RefSeq and is a predicted model, not a curated record. Gene Ontology annotation, molecular function: protein binding; mRNA binding.